UUUGUGUCAGGUCAAAUAAAGCCAUAUGAUAAAGUUCUUAUUGGCCUCGCGGUUUUUACUUAGAAAUUACCAAAUUUCUUCUACUUCUCCGUAAUGACAUAUGUUAAGUUGUGUUAAGUCUAAAUAUGUUUACAUUUAAAACAAUCUAGACAUUUGACAUUUCUUUCAAAUUGUGAAAACGUUUUUUAUUUUUAACAUAUUACCAAUAUUAGCCAAUAUUACCCACAUACUACAUCACAUUUUACAUACCUUCCUCUCACAUGACUCGUUCGUGAAUUUCCGACUUUCAGGGGCAAAGUCAAUGGUAAACACAAAGGAAGUUUUGCCUAAAAAUCAAAGCAGUGUCUUGGGAAUAUUGUGUUCUGAUAAUCACUGAGUUUGCCCAGAACUUUACGUGCGUCGUUGAGAGGCGUUUUGAUAAUGUCGAAAAAGUUAGAUAAAAGUCUGCAUGAUGCUUGUGCUAAAGGAAAAUUACGCAAGGUGCGAGAAAUUUUACAGAAUAAUACGGAUAUUACUAGCAAACUUGCUGAGAGAAUUGGUUUCUCGGGCUAUACUCCACUACAUGAAGCGGCUUGUCAGGGUCAUGCAGAUAUACUGCAACUUCUUCUGAUCUAUGGAGGUAAUGUUGAUGUAAAGGCUAAUGGAAACUACACACCUCUACACAUUUCAGCGUCGAUGAACUUUGUCAAAUGUAUCGAGGUUUUAUUGAAGCACGGUGCGAACAUAAGAGCUUUGGAUGACUAUGAUAAAACGCCUUAUCAAACUGCCAUGCAACAUAGUCGAAAGGAAUCUGCCAAGUGCUUGAAAAGUGCAGAGAUUGUUAAAGCUGCAGGAAAUGAUUCACAGCAACUACAAUGUCUUCUUGAGGAAACAUUGAUGAAUGAAAUUACACCAACAUGUUUUGAUAAUGCAUUGAUCCAAGCUUGUCACUAUGGCAACUUUGAAGCUGCAUGCAUGCUAUUGACUGCCGGAGCUAAGAAUAUAAUGGAAAGUUGUCGUAUUUCAAUUAGAAAAGGACAUUAUAAAAUUGUUGCAUUGCUUUUGAUUUGUUAUGCUGCAUUGGAGCGUAACUUAGUGAUGCUUCAGGCAUUACUUGAUAGAAAUUUAGAAAGUGAGAAAUGGUUUGAGCAGUUUGUCCAAGGCAAUGUACCAAUGUUGACUGUGAUUGAAAGUGUAAGGGAAAAUUUGAAAAAUCUUAAAGAAUUCACAAGUGUUGCGAUAAAACUCUCAGACCUGGAGAAUGCUUUUUCAAUUCUGAAAGUGUUGCUGUUGAAUACAUCAUGUUCAAGGAAAGAGAAAAAAGUGAAGUGGAAUAAAUUAGCAUUAACUUCAUUUGACAAAUCAUGGUUGGAUGCCAUUAAAGACUGGGUACAAAAUCUUAAUCUCUCCCACAACAAAAUUACUGCAAUGCCUGAGGGAAUGAGUGAUUUGAAGUUUGUGGCCACUUUGAAUUUGAGCAAGAACAAACUGAAGAUAGCUCCAUGUGAACUAUUUUCAAUGAUUUGUUUAAGGGAAUUGAAUUUAGCAAGUAAUUUGAUUGCAGAGCUUCCAGAUAUAAUUCAGUGGAGACCAACAUUAAAGUCAUUGAAUAUUAGUGACAACAACCUGAAAUUGCUUCCAGAUGGCAUUGCUAAAUCAUGCCUUCAGACGUUAAAUCUAAGCCGGAAUAAAUUCAUUAGAGUGCCAGAAGUCCUAUGCGAGAUUAUUACGUUAAAGAGUUUAGAUCUGAGCGACAAUCUGGAUAUUGGCUAUUUACCAGAAAAAAUGGGUAAAUUAUGUAAUCUCACAUACGUCGGUUUAAGAAAUUUGGAUCAGAUCACCGAUCCUCCACAACCCAUGAGGCAGAAUGCAGAAGACUUGGUUAUGGCUUUACGCCAGAGACUUCGAAAUUGUGAACCGUAUUAUACAAUGAAGUUGAUGCUCGUGGGAAAAGGCUGCCAAGGCAAAACGACACUUGUUCAUCGCCUUCGGGAUGAUUUUGAAUUUAAAGAAAAUGAUCUCACUCAAGGUGUGGAGAUAUCAGAUCUGAUCAUAAAACGUGGAUCAUUGUAUCAAGCAUACACUUUUAAAGUUUGGGAUUUUGGUGGACAGGAAGACUACUAUGCAACACAUCAAUGUUUUUUGUCGAGUAUGUCACUGUAUCUGUUGGUAUGGCGUUUAGAUGAAGGUGAAAUUGGUGUUGCUGGCCUGACACCGUGGUUAGACAAUAUCGCUGCAAGAGCUCCUGAGAGUACCGUCAUUGUUGUUGGCACUCACUUGGAUCGCAUCACCACCGAGGAGCAUGGGGACGAGUAUGUAUCUCGUAUGAAACGGCUGGUGUUUGACUUAACGAGGAAACCUCGAUACAUUGGAAAAAUCAAAGUACCAGAAAAUGGUAUCUGUGCCGUGUCUUGUGUUGUUAAUGGUUCUCGAUCUGAAAUUAGCAGUCUUCGCCUGCUUGUCUACGAUACAGCUUCCAAUAUGAAAAAAGGCCGAGCACAUGUGAUGGGAGAACGUAUUCCCACCAGUUUUAUUUCUUUAAUUCAUCGCAUUGAGAGGUUAAAGAGAGAAAAGGAGAGAAAGGACGAGCUACCUAUUAUUCGUAAGGAGGAAUUUCAUGCAUUGGUUCUGGAAAAUUCACAGCAGAAUAAAGGAGAUAUUUAUGAAAUGAGGGACGUUCGAGAUGCGACUGUAUUCUUACGAGAAAAAGGUGUGAUUCUGCACUUUGAUGAUCCUAACGAGGGUUUGAGUGAUCUUUAUUUUGUUGAUCCCCGCUGGCUAUGUUCACUGAUGGCUCGCGUGAUUACGAUACGAGGAAACGCAGAUCUAGUCGUCAAUGGGAUCUUAGAAAUUGAGAAAACCAAAACUCUAUUUAAAGGUAGAUUACCAUUUCAUUUUCAUGGGCAGUACAUUCGACUUUUGAUACGAUUCCAAAUCGUUUACCUCCUCGAUGCUACAAGAAUUCUCGUUCCGUCAAAGCUGCCGGAAUUGCAGCCAGAUGAAGUUACGAAUCUAAAGUUAACUUAUGCUCCCGUGAGAAGGAUCUACAGAAUUGAUUAUACGAAAAUUCAUGGUUUUUGGUCACGUUUUAUGUCGCGUUUUCUAUUUUACAUGAAAGAAAUGAUCGCAAUCGAUGGACAUGAAGAUAACUGUUUUGCACAUUUCUGUCGUUCCUGUCUGAGAGUGGACCCUGCUUGCUCUAGGACAUUUACACCUUUCUUGUCUGACGAUAAGUGGAUGAACAAAAAGAAAUCUGAAGGUUCAGAAGAAGUCAUUAGCAAAACUACGGAUUCACAGAAUGAAGUUAAUGUUGAUGGAAGAUCGCAAAAAGAAUCGUUGAAUAAAGAAUCUUUUAAUAAAGACCCUAUGAAAAAACAUCUUCCGAAAAAUAGUAAACAUUUGCUCUUGAAAAAGAGCCCAAAAAAAUCAGCGGGUAAAAUUAAUCGUUUGAAAGAUGCAGUUGUCCGAGAAACUUCACGUCCCAUGAUUAUUUCGUCACCUCUGAAAGAUCAAGUAACGACAGCUGGACAAUCUAAUUACCAAGCGCUGUUGCUUGAUCCGUGCGUGAAAGUAUUUAGCGAAGAUGAAUUGUUGAGUGAAACUGAUGGAAUUCUCUUCAAUGAUGUUAAUACUGCCAUUGAUAAGUCACGCCGGUCAGUUGGCGGUAAGAGGACGAAUGAGGUAAAACGUGUAGAAAAGACUCUUCGAAUUCCUUCUUUUGACGCAAGUGUGCAAGGAAACUCAACAGUGGAAACUCAAGCAACAGAUGGUGAGACUCGUGGUGAAAAGAAAAUUGAAUGGGAAAAUGAAGCAACAAGAUGUCUUGAUGAAAUUGCGUCAGGUCUAUGCAUGUCGAAUGAUGUUUUGUUAUCGACUGAAACUUCCGAGAUUUCUACGACUUACUCCGAUGAUAUCCCGACAAUAAAUGGAGAAAAUAACGUUAAGAGGGUAGACGAAUCUGUAAAAGACAAAAUGACUUUAGAGGCUACUACGGAAAAUAUAGAGAUCUUGAAAGAUACUAAUGUUUUUUCAAAUGAUGUUGUUGUUGAUAAUGGUAAAAUCACUGAGGAAGAUGAUGAUGAAAAGAUAAAUAGCGAAAAGAAUAGAAUAGAAUCAGAAGAAUAUAGCUGUAGUUUUGUCUCAUCUACCUCUAGUCUGUCCUCGCGGCGUGACAGCAAGGGUCCGUCGUCCAUUGACACGAGUUAUAUAGAAACUCAUGGGACUUUAACAAUGGACGAUAUUUCUGUUGUUUAUAAUGACAACAACCGAGACAAUAAGUUUAACGAUACCGUAGAUCGAAAUCAAGGAUUUCAUGAUAUCAUCAAUUCCCAUCCAGUUAGUCCAGAUUGUGAUGAUGCUGAAAUAAAAAGCAGAAGUACGACACCUUCGGUCAGAAGUGACGAACCGACUGAUCUAGAUUCUGACACAUUUUCAAUGUCAAGCGUGUCUACAUCAAAUUCCAACAAGCGUCGGGAUACCCUAAAUUUAAGAGGCGUUGAAGUGUUAAUGGAACCAAACCAGUCCACUUGUGAGAACUCUUGUUUAAAUGUUUGCAAUAACACAAUGUCUGACAAUGAAUGGGGUUUGAAGGCUAAUGAUAGAUUAGAAAACGAUGCUGUUAUUGAAAACGAAGAAAAACCUCUGGAAAUUGUGAUUACAUCGACACCAUCACAAGGUGUCGAGUUUGAUAAUUGCGAUGGAGCAUCACUUAGCGUGGGCUCAAGAAGUCAAAUUGAACGAGCUGAGAGAAAUAAAACAAAAAAAGAUCAAAUUCCGAAAGAAGACCGCGUGCAUUGCCAAAAUAGCUGUGGCAACGCUGGGAAAGAUAAAGACGGUGAAUCAAGUUCUAAAAAUUGCAAAGAACGUGAAAUGAAGAAGUGUACUUUAUGUAAGGAAAAUGUACCUGUUGAUGAACUUGUUACCAUCUCUUUGGAUGUUGCUAAUUUAAUUGAACGCAAAUAUUUACAUUGUUGGGGUUCUGGGGUAUGUCUUAUUGAUCCCUGUUGUGUCUUCCUUUAUGUUGUUUAUCGUCAACUGUCGGAUUCUGUCGUUGUGGAAAUUGCUGUUUCUCCGAAUUCCGUUGGGCGACGUCUCUUGACGUUCGUUGUCGAUCAUUUGGAUACUCUCAUCAAUGAAUGGUACCCAGGUCUUUUGAUGUCAUUGGGUGUGCAGCCUACAGUCCAAAAACUUAUCCCUUGUCGAAGCUGUGAAAAAGACAGUCGUUUGAAACCCCACAUUUUCACGUUUGACGCCAGUGUCACACAGUACAGUAUGGGUAAUUUCUUGAAAUGUCCAGAACAUGAGGUCAGCUUUCAAGAUAUCGUUCCUGAUAUUGUAUUUCAUGAUAUCGAUAGCAAUUUAUUGUUACAAGAGAACGAGUUGAACUACGAGAGAUCAGAGGAAAACUUCAUCGGAGGAGGCGGCUUUGGAAAGGUGUAUUCUGGUAAGUGUCGUGGAAAGGAGGCCGCUAUUAAAGAAUACUGCGCACCAUUUGGCGAAGAUAAUGCUGUAAAGAAAUAUUGUGAUAUUCGCAAUGAAGUGAACAUUCUUCGAAGAGUCGGUCAACAUCCGUAUCUUGUUAAUCUUAUUGGUAUUUGUUUACGUCCCCUUCGUCUUGUCUUGGAAUUAGCAAAACAUGGAUCGCUUGCUACCACCUUACUGGAUCCUCAAUUCUUGUUUGAAAGAGUCGUAAUGCAUCGAAUGUUACGGCAGUUAGCUAACGCUUUGAGUUUCUUACAUUCGCUGAAAGUCACAUAUCGGGAUUUAAAACCUGACAAUGUCUUAGUCAUAUCGUACAGCGAGUUGGAUGAUGUAAACAUCAAAUUGACGGAUUUUGGGACCGCUGCUUUCCGAUUUAAUGAAGGAUUGAUGGAUGCCACGGGCACUGCUGGCUUUCAGGCCCCCGAAAUGCUUAAGGAGUUUAGCAAGCGGGAUGGUUUUAACGAGAAAGUCGAUAUAUUUUCUUUUGGAAUGCUGGUGUUCGAAUUUAUCACCCGCAGACAACCAUACUUUAACGCUCAAUCUGAGGCCGAGAUCAGUAAUAUGGUAGUUGAUGGAAUGUUACCUUCAUGGGAUCACGUGUUACAGGCGAGGAUGGGAUUGGCUGGCCUUACGUCCUUAAUGAAAAUAUGUCUUUCAUAUGAGCCAGAUUCUCGUCCCAGUGCCUCUACAGUGGAAGAGCAAAUGCUCUCAACGUCAUUUCAACUAUUCUUGGGCCUUAUUGCAUUACCAGAGAAGCAAUCAGUACGUCAUGUAGGCCUAGUGAAAUCUGUUAUGGAUAAAAUAAUGGAAUUGUGGGUAGUUGUUGAUGACAAAGUCAAAACCAUGGUGUUUAUUUAUAACUUACACAGUUUUACUUUAAAGAAAAAAUUCACGAUCAAUAAGUUGAGUGGCGAUGAUCCAGUGCUGUGUUUGCAAGUCAACUGUAUGCACGUGACAUUAAACAAUGUUUUGAUUGGAUUACGCGGUGACCGCAAUGCUGUUGCUAUUUAUGACACAGCAACAUAUCGCCUUAAAGCUGCGAUCAGAUUGCAAGAACCUGUCUUCUCUCUUAGCUCAACUGAUUCCCACAUAUAUAUGGGAAUGGCCAGCGGUUUAUGUUUGGUUACCACAUUGACGAAAAUUCUCCAUUCUAUUGAAGUGACUCGUUUAGAACCAGUAACGUGUGUCACAGUUGUAAAAAAAAAGGAACUGUGGUUGACUGCUGGAAAAGGUAUACAAAUAUUUCACAGCAAUGGAGACGCAAAAAUACCUGUUUUUGACCUCAAUUCGGUUCGAUUUAGUUCAUCGUCAGCUCCAUUCUCUCAACUUCGUCUUUUCGAUGAGGCGAUUUGGAGCAUAUCGAAAGGAGACUCCAUAGUUACGGCUUGGGAUAUCAAUAAUCGACAAAAAUAUCUCGAGAUUGACUGCAAGUCGUUUUUUCCUUCAUCAGAUUAUGACGCAUUAGAAUCUGUUGUGACGUGUGUUCUCGUUGUUCACGACACCUUGUGGAUUGGAACUGGCAGGGGUAAGCUACUCAUAUGUGACGUAAUGUCCGGUGAGCUAAUCACGUGUUGGGAUCUCUUUGAUGAUUACGUGCGUACAUUAACAUUGGUCCCAGGGCCUGGACCAUGUGCCACGGAGAAAUAUUACGUGAUCGUUUCCGGGAGGAAAGUUCAAGAUCGAGCCUUGUCGCGCAAGUCAACUGGAAAUUGUGUUUGUCUUCUAGACAAGGAGGUUAUUAAACCGGCGCCUAUGGAGGAAACAUCACCAAUAAGACGACCUGAUCAGAGGACGCUUUUUGAGAAAAACUUCAUCGCAGUCACUUUCACCUCCUAUAAGAGUCUCUCCUGUUGACUAUUUACACGGUAGUGUACUAAUGUUUUUCGAAGCCCUGCCCGCAGAUGUUUUAAAAAGAAGCGAGACCCAGUAAGAAAGUGACCUAUAUUUUAAUGUGCGAUAGGACGUAUGUUGACAAUUACGUGUGUAUGUAUUUUAUCAAUAAUUUUUACUGAUUUUAACCCAUGUGAUAAUUUUUAAUAAUGAAAUAACAUAAAUAAUUUUAUACAAUUGAACACAAUUGAAAAUUAAAAAUAGUUAACUAUCGAAAGUCAAAUAUCCAAUAGGAAUUUUUGUAAGCCAUUUCUUAUCGUUUUAAAGAUAGAUAUUUUGUAA
Xenia sp. Carnegie-2017 is the source of this 7632-nucleotide messenger RNA. Its product is annotated as leucine-rich repeat serine/threonine-protein kinase 2-like. NCBI's taxonomy places the organism in Eukaryota, Metazoa, Cnidaria, Anthozoa, Malacalcyonacea, Xeniidae. Gene Ontology annotation, biological process: protein phosphorylation. The transcript has 14 exons. Gene Ontology annotation, molecular function: ATP binding; protein binding; protein kinase activity. The record is from RefSeq and is a predicted model, not a curated record. Bases 421 to 7314 code for a protein of 2297 amino acids.